UCAACGCAAGUUUUGCUGGUCUGUAAAAAUUUCUAUUUCAGGGAAAUAAUUCCUAGUCCUUUGCGGCUAUAGGAUUUUGUGGACAAUGCCUACACAAAAGAAAAAGGAUAAAAAGGCGAAAGAAAAAAGUGAACCUCAAACCGCCGUCAACAUCAAACAGGAACCGGAAGAAAUUAAACCUCUUGCCGGAUACAUCGACGACCGAUUGGAGCUUAUUCGGCAGGUGUUUUCCUGCGUAAAGCCGAAGGAAAUCAAGUACCUCCUGCCGGAUUUUCUAGAGGGAAAAUCAAACGACGUCAUCAAGGAGCGAUGCCUGGACGAACUGCUCGGCAUUUCCACCAAACGUUUGCGUUCCAUCAUCAACAACACCAAGUGUCCCACAGACACGGAAUCGGAGAACUCCGAUGUGGAAAACAUAGAAGAGCACAUUUCUUUGGAUGAAAUUUCGUCCGAUUCCGAUGAUGAUGCCAAACGUUCCGGAAAACGAAAUAAGAAAGGUGACAGCAGCAAACAACCAGACGAAAGAAACGGUGAGGCAAAAUCCGAAAAAGAAAUGACCGUGCUCGAGUUGCUCGAACUGCAAGCACGGGCACGUGCGAUUCGUUCUCAGCUUGCCCUGGAACCGGUUACUAAGAUAGAAAUCGACUCCGAGCACGAAGAAGACGGCCGCCAUGGAGACAUUGACACGGACGAUGAAGCAAAGGGGGUCACGCACCGGCGUACCGCUACGAAGGACGGCUUCGCUGGGUCGAGUGGAGAGAAUGGGAAGCAAAUGAAACAGGAACAACUCAAUCAACAACAACCGCGAAGGGUGCGGUUGAAGAGAAAUUUCCGCAUCAGACAGGUUGGCGAUGAUGACGACGGUGACCAGGAUACGUCAAGCAAUCCGGCUUCGGAGAAUGUGCGUGAAAAAUCCACCGACAAUGUGGUGGAAAUUUUUGAACCGACCGCUACAGAACCGGCGGUUGUCGAAGUACGUGAAGAGCAAAAAUCUCCCGAAAAGGAAACCGUGCUAGAUGAGAGUGAAAAAAUGCCCGGAGAAGAAAAUCCGGAGGCCGGAAACGAGCAGCUGACGGAAGACACUGCACAAAAAGAUGUACAAUCGGAAAAUGGCGAGGAAACUUCAAAAGAGCCAAUUUCACAGAAUCCUGCUGAAACCAACCUCAGUCCCAAACGAGACGCAGAUCGGGAAAGUUCGCUAGAGGUCAUACCGGUCGAGGCCAGCCCUGAAACGCUCUGUAUAUCUUCCGAUUCCGAAGAGGAACGUCUAGCGAAGCAACGGGCUUCCAUUUUCGUUCCAAACAUUGAGGAACUUGACCGUCAAGCGAAGGAGAAGCCACCACCAUCGCCACAGCAAUCGGCCGAAGAUACUGAGCCGGAAGAAGGCGAAAUCUCUGAGGAUGAAGCGGUGGUUCCUCCUCCCGCAGAAGAACCAUCCACUGUUACCGAAGAUCAAAAUGAGACAGAAAAAGAAGAUCCGAGCACUUCCGCGAACCUUAUGGAAUCGGAUGAAAACCAAGCCAAUAACGCCGACGAAGGAAAGGAGGCAUCCAUCGGCUUAAAGAAAGACGACACAUCCACUGAAGUGGUGCAAUCGGAAGCAACCGACAAAGAAACCGAAAUUCACAACCUUUCCUCCGGCAGUGACGAAUCCGAUACCGAAAGCGACGGUUCUUCGUCGAGCUCAUCCACCGAACAAGAGGAAGACGGCUCAAAGGUGGAACAAACAAAACAGUUGGACACUUCCGCCCAAGACGACGCGGACAUUGUGGAAAUUCACGAUUCCGGCGAUGAGAACCUUCUGCUGGAAGAAAAGCCGGUCGAGGAGGAGGAAAAAUCGUGGAACUCACGCUGGCUAAAGAGUAACCGCGUGGCCAAAGUUAUGGCUGCCUCCCGCCUGGGCAAUAAGGUGCGCGAAAAGCUCAAGAAACAGAAGCAGAAACAGCAAGCAGAACAACUGGAGCAGGCGGCCACGGACGCGGCGGAGGCCGCACAACCUUCCCCGAAACCAGCGGAAGCCCCCGUGGUGGCCCCAGAACUGCCGGCAAACGUGGAGGUCGGAUCCGUGGAGCACUACCGGGAACUGGUAGCGCAGCAAGAGAGCAAGGACUAAACUAGUUCGAAUGCGUUUGUAGAAAAAUAAAUCUAAGAACAAAAAACCGCAACCCUCUUUCUCUCAAUAAAUCCAACAAUGGUCUAAUGGUA
This is a messenger RNA of Anopheles coustani, 2205 nucleotides long. Its product is annotated as protein starmaker. Lineage: Eukaryota; Metazoa; Arthropoda; Insecta; Diptera; Culicidae. The record is from RefSeq and is a predicted model, not a curated record. The transcript has 4 exons. The coding region runs from base 86 to 2113 and encodes 675 amino acids.